GGCUGGUGGCAGAACGGAAGUGGAUGGCAAGCCACUCUUUUCUUUUUGCUCCGUGGCAUUUUGCAACAGAGGCUGACUGUCGCUGUGGGUUUUGCUCCGACGUAAGGCUUUAAGAGCCAACGGCGUGGGACGCGCACACGAUGAGGUGACAACCGCAUGGAUUGCAGGGGAAUAUUUUGCCCAAAGGAAUUUCCGAAAGGAAUCUGUCAGAUUUUUUUUUUUAUGUAAUGUCUCGCGAGACAUGAGAGCGCAAUGCCCAGACGGGGGUUGCUGGUCCACGGCCGGGUCCGCUGGCUUUUCCUGGGCCUCCUCCUGCUGCUGGUAAUGCUGUUUUUCACCUACCUGUUGGAGUGCACCCCUCAGAGUGACGUCAACAGAGUCCUUCCCGGCAUAGCGGGGGAGCCUUCCGGAAAGGAGUACUACCAAGCUCUGCUGCAGGAACAGGAGGAGCGCCACCAGAACCGCGCCUCCAGUCUGAAGCGGCAGAUUGCGCAGCUCAAGCAGGAGCUACAGGAAAUGAGCGAGAAGUUAAAGCUACUGCAGGAGAAGAAGGAGCUCCCCGAUGCGCAGGGUAUGGGGGAGAAUAGGGAGCAAGAGCCGGGAGAUUUGUUGGACUAUCUGCACUCUCAGAUUGACAAAGCCGAGGUCAACACGGGGGCUCGCUUGCCAAGCGAGUAUGCCGUGGUGCCCUUUGAGAGCUUCACUUCAUCCAAGGUUUACCAGCUGGAGAUGGGACUGACGCGACACCCGGAGGAGAAGCCCGUUCGAAAAGAUCGACGCGACGAACUGGCGGAGGUCAUCGAGGCGGCGCUGGAAAUAAUUAACAACCCUGACGAGGAGGACGGCGUGGAGGACGACGUGCCGAUGCAGAAGCAGACCUACAAAGAGGCCCACUUCAUAGAAGGCAUGCAUAGGACAGAGCGGGACAAAGGGUCACUUUACGAACUCUUCUUCGCUAAGAAGGAGCUCAGCACCAUCCGCCACGUCACCCUUUUCAGACCUUUUGGUCCUCUGAUGAAAGUCAGGAGCACGACCGUAGACACAUCGGGAAUGAUCAUCAACAUCAUUGUGCCGCUGGCGGGAAGAGUUGAAACCUUUUUACAGUUCUUGCACAACUUCAGGAAGGUGUGUGUACAGCAGGACAGACGCGUUCAUCUCACUGUGGUUUAUUUUGGCCAUGAGGGGCUCCAAGAGGUCAAGUCGUCUUUGGAAUCAAUGGCAAGGGAGGAGAAUUUCUCAAACUACACUCUAAUCCCAGUGGAUGAGGAGUUUUCCCGAGGUCGGGGAUUGGAUAUUGGCGCGCACGCUUGGAACAAAGGCGAUGUGCUGAUGUUUUUCUGCGACGUCGACAUCCAUUUCACCUUGGACUUCCUCAAUACUUGCCGGCUCCAUGCGUCUCCGAAUAAGAAAGUCUUCUAUCCAGUGGUGUUUAGUCUGUAUAAUCCGGCCAUUGUUUAUGGAAAUGCGGAGGUAGCGCCACCUGUUGAGCUACAACUGGUUCACAAAAAGGAUGCUGGUUUUUGGAGAGAUUUUGGCUUUGGAAUGACGUGCCAGUAUCGCUCCGAUUUCCUCAGUAUCGGGGGUUUCGAUCUUGAUGUGAAAGGCUGGGGUGUAGAAGACGUCCACUUGUACAGGAAAUAUCUCCGGAGCGACCUAGUAGUUAUUCGGACGCCGGUGCGGGAUCUUUUCCAUCUUUGGCACGAGAAACAGUGCGCGGACGAGCUGACUCCAGAACAGUAUCGCAUGUGCAUUCAGUCAAAAGCAAUGAACGAGGCCUCGCACCCCCAUUUGGGGAUGCUGGUGUUCCGGGAGGAAAUCGAAGCUCACCUGCGCAAACAGGCCUUUAAGCCACAGAACAAAGGAGAGGAAUGAGCAAAGCCUGUGAGAUGCUGAUGUUAUCAAUGCACAGCUGUAGACAAAUGAAUGUACAAAGAACUAUGUGGCAAUCUGAAAAGCAGAUGAUCCAAUUGCUGCUUAACCUGCUGCAUUUCUUAUACAUUUGACCCGCAAAAGUCGAACUAUUUAUCUGCUGUAAAAUGGACCAAUCAGUCGAGCCACAGUUUUGCUUGCUGGUAUGAUCAGUACAUUUCAGCAAUUUGUGGUCAUUUGAUAUUUCUUCUACCAAGGUGAACUUCCACUUCUUGCAUUAUUGGGCUAAUGAUUGGGUUUUAAUUGUAUUUUUUUUUUUUUUUUAAAUAUAUAUAGUUUGUCGAGCCAUAUUGUUCAGUUAAUAUUUAUUAGCUGUUUAAUAAAAGGGACCUUUUUUAAUUUCCUAUGACGGUCACUGUCUUAAUAAAGAUGCAUGUUGAUGUGACUGAAGGUGCAAAGAUCUAAUGUGAGCAUGAAGAACUAAUAUUAGGUCAGAUGGUACCAAUCUGUAUUUUUAAUUCUCCAAAACGUGUUAGUCGGCAAAGCUUCUUGGCACUAUUUAUUUCCAGGGCUGGACUAUGUUGGAAUGGUACUCUUGUAAAUAAUAUUACAAAAUGUUGUCUUUUAUUCAUGUGAAUCGAUUAUUUUGAUCUCUUACCACCUCCACUUUUCUUGCAGUAGAGGCCAGAAAUUGAAAAUCACUCACGUUGAUGUGUGAUCUUCAUGAAUGUUACUGAAAAUAUUUGGUAGAAUAGUGUAUUUCUUGGGGAGAAAAAAAACAAGUGAACACAAAGGCCAUUUUCAAGUAAAUGGUUUAUUGGUCAAUUUGCCCGUUGAAUAAUUGCUGCUACUUGAUUCUUAUCUGUUUCUGAUCCAAGUAUACAGACCUUUUCUUGGCCAGCUCUAUAAUUUAUACUAUGUUACAAUAAACUUGUGAAGUCUUUUAAACUGCGUGUUC
This is a messenger RNA of Corythoichthys intestinalis (scribbled pipefish), 2827 nucleotides long. RefSeq names its product chondroitin sulfate N-acetylgalactosaminyltransferase 2 (gene csgalnact2). Gene Ontology annotation, molecular function: glucuronosyl-N-acetylgalactosaminyl-proteoglycan 4-beta-N-acetylgalactosaminyltransferase activity. The transcript is spliced from 8 exons. Gene Ontology annotation, cellular component: Golgi cisterna membrane. Bases 253 to 1872 code for a protein of 539 amino acids. The record is from RefSeq and is a predicted model, not a curated record. Lineage: Eukaryota; Metazoa; Chordata; Actinopteri; Syngnathiformes; Syngnathidae.